Molecule: messenger RNA, 1320 nt
Organism: Trichoderma harzianum CBS 226.95
Lineage: Eukaryota; Fungi; Ascomycota; Sordariomycetes; Hypocreales; Hypocreaceae
Exons: 3
Coding region: 1-1320 (439 amino acids)
Molecular function (GO): monoacylglycerol lipase activity
Source: RefSeq, a predicted model, not a curated record
AUGGAUUUUGCUGGCGGAAGCACAAAGGCGGACCACCUCUGCGUCCUGGUUCACGGACUAUGGGGUAAUCCGAACCACAUGAACAAUAUCGCAAAGACGCUACGAGCCCAACAUUCCCCUGACGACCUCUACCUCCUGCUGGCCAAGCGAAACAGCGGCAGCUUCACCUACGACGGCAUCGAGCUUGGCGGCGAGCGAGUCUGCGCCGAGAUUAUAGAGGAGCUCAAGACGAUAGAGCAGAAUGGCGGCAAAAUUAGGAAACUGAGUGUUGUGGGAUACUCUCUCGGCGGCCUGGUAUCGCGGUAUGCCGUUGGUCUAUUGUAUGCAAAGGGCAUCCUGGACUCGGUUGAGUGCAUGAACUUUGCGACCUUUGCCUCGCCGCAUCUCGGCGUACGGACCCCUCUCAAAGGAUGGCAUAACCACAUGUGGAACGUGUUGGGCGCGAGGACGCUGUCCAUGUCUGGGAGCCAAUUGUUCACGAUUGAUAAUUUCCGAGAUACCGGCCGGCCCCUCCUAUCUGUCAUGGCCGAUCCCCAGUCGAUUUUCAUGCUGGGACUGCAAAAGUUCAGGAGACAUACGUUAUACAGCAACAUCGUUAAUGAUCGGAGCGCGGUUUACUACACGACCUGCAUAGAAAAGACGGACCCAUACAAGGAAAUAGAUCGGAUCAAGGUCAACUUUCUCAAAAACGACCCAGAGGGUGUCCUAUUAGAUGCGGCACACCCUUUCUCUCCACGACCAAAGGUUCCCGCACCCAUCACUCUGUCAUCUCUUACUGAAGCGGGCGUGCGGUGGAUGAGAGGAGUCCCGUUCAUGAUUACGGUGUCGGUGCUGGUUCCUAUUGGCGUGGUGGCCUAUCUUAUCAACUCGGUUUUCCAAACCAUACGAAGCACGAAGCGCAUUAAGCUACAUGAGGGCGGCCUAGCAGGCAUCAAUGUUGCAGAGUACCGGGUGCCGAUCCUGAUCAAGUCGUUUCGAGAAGAGGUCGAACACGUCUACGAGGCGCUGAAUAAUUCGCAGAACCAAGAGUAUCUGGCAGACGAGGAUGAGGAUGAAGAGAUGGGCAUGAAUGCCGAAGAUAGAAGCACAAUGGCCCGAGAGAGGCGGAUGUCGAUCCCGACGCAGCCAACCCUUGCGUUGGCACCAAUCCAAUUCGAAAUGAUUCGCUCACUGAACUCUCUCAAAUGGAGAAAGUACCCGGUCUGGAUCCAAAACGAUAGACACACUCACGCCGCCGUCAUUGUGCGAUUUGAGAAGAAGACGUUUAAUGAGGGUUGGGUGGUUCUUAGACACUUUGCUGGCGAAGAGUUCCUGUUGUAA